ACGGUCUUGAUGGCGAGCAAGAAAGCCAGAAAACACACAGGCUCCAGACAAAGAACAAAAAAGGAGUUCGUGUGCCGCUUCUGCCAGCGCCACUUCACCAAGUCCUACAACCUCCUCAUCCACGAGCGCACGCACACGGACGAGCGCCCCUUCCCGUGCGACGUGUGCGGCAAGGCCUUCAGGCGGCAAGACCACCUGCGGGACCAUAAGUACAUCCACUCUAAAGAGAAACCGUUUAAGUGUUUGGUGUGCGGUAAAGGCUUCUGUCAGUCUCGCACCUUGGCCGUGCACAGUGCACUGCACUCACAGAGUGAGAGGUUCCCGCGUGUCAACAGCAAACUCAACAGACAGGCCGAACGGUCGAGCAACCCUCAAGUCCCACAGACGGGCGGCCUGCCUUCUGAAGUGACCAGUUGAAAUCUUCACAUCAUUCUCUUUGAUCAGACGGACGCUAAUCGGGUGGCGGGGGCGGUGAAGGGGACGGGAACGCGACGAACGCUUACCUCCCUUUGUGCCCGUCCUACCCUUCCCUCCCCCUCCCCCCCCACACACACCCUCCCUACCUCCAGUCUGUGUUACAAGAGCAGCUUUUGUUGUGGGUAGUGUUAGAUGCUUCGGGUUUCCCACCCACCCAUCAAGGAGAAAACCCACCCGUCAGGGAUUCUGGUGUGAAGGGACGUUACUGCUGUCUCUCAAUUAUUUCCCCUUGGUCAUCACUACGGUAGCCCCACGUGCACAGAACGUAGUUUGUCUGCGGAUGUUGACGUUCGCAACGCUUGGCUACGCUUCACUGAAUCGCUCACAGUCUGUGUCCCGGUCUGUUUACAAGCCAGACUAAACUGACGAUUUGAAUUUGUUUUAUUCACUGCAUGUAGCAGUGAUUGGUGCUUUGUUACCCAAGUGGUGAUGUAGAUAUAUUUUCUUAACUAGAACCACUUACUGUAUCUGUAGCCACAGACUACUUCGGGUAGCCCGAGUGACCUCCUCAGGCCUGUUUAUUUGGAAAAUGAACAUCUCACUUUUGGGAAAGAUAAUUAAUUAGCUGUUUUUCAAUUUACUGAAUUUGUAUUCACACAUCUGCAGCGCAACAAAAAUGAAAACUUUUCUUCAUCUUUGACUUUUCACGGGUUUGAAAUGCACAAUGAAAAGUAUUUGGAGCGAUACACUUAUAUACACUUCAGUUAUUCGCUCAGUUUUAUCACUCACUCUAAAUAAAGCUUGGUGUAUGUCUUGUACUGUUUAAACUGAAUACACAAAGGUCCGGAUAAAACCAGGGAACAAGUGUCCGGAGGUAAUGUUUAUGUGGCAUGUACAAUAAAAUAUUGUCUUUUGUGUAGUCCUUUACUAUGUACAUAUCUUUUCAGCUAAACUGAAGUAUUGCCAUGGGACAAAUAUUUACCACAAUUGCGCAUUUAGCAAAUUCAGGCCACAAAAAUUGUCUCUAACUGCAAAAUUCACUUUGAAUAUUUUUCUUCCCAGUAAAUAAAUCUCAGGGCUUUGUAAGCGUUGUAAACUUGGAAAUACUCAUGUUUAUUUUGCAUGUUCAAAGCUGUAGUCUUUUUUUUUUCAGAUGUCUUGAGAUCGCUUAUUCUUUUACAGAACGUACUCACCGUAGUAGUCUCAUCCUGCUAAUUGAGAAAGGGGAACUACUAACAUCUUCCCUUGUGUAUAAACAUGUACUUAAAAUGUUCAAUUUUGCCUGAAAUAUUCACGUGUGUCUCAUGUGUUGGCUUGAACCUACAGCCUACUGUUUGUAAAUAAGCUUCACACUCGCAGUUUUCAUACUUCAUUGGUUUUAUUCGUUGUUUUGCCUGUUUUUAUUUUCGCUUAGUACUUCUCUCCAGUCACCUGCAUUUUUUUCUGAUCAAUACUCCAAAGUACGA
This is a messenger RNA of Pomacea canaliculata, 1883 nucleotides long. Its product is annotated as protein odd-skipped-related 1-like. Gene Ontology annotation, molecular function: RNA polymerase II transcription regulatory region sequence-specific DNA binding; DNA-binding transcription factor activity, RNA polymerase II-specific. The record is from RefSeq and is a predicted model, not a curated record. Gene Ontology annotation, cellular component: nucleus. The transcript is spliced from 4 exons. Bases 10 to 417 code for a protein of 135 amino acids. NCBI's taxonomy places the organism in Eukaryota, Metazoa, Mollusca, Gastropoda, Architaenioglossa, Ampullariidae. Gene Ontology annotation, biological process: regulation of transcription by RNA polymerase II; embryo development.